This is a messenger RNA of Schistocerca gregaria, 609 nucleotides long. RefSeq lists its product as uncharacterized. NCBI's taxonomy places the organism in Eukaryota, Metazoa, Arthropoda, Insecta, Orthoptera, Acrididae. Bases 56 to 496 code for a protein of 146 amino acids. The record is from RefSeq and is a predicted model, not a curated record. The transcript is spliced from 2 exons.
GGCAACGGCAGUGCACUGCGACUGCAUCCGCAAGAGAACCAGAACCGCUCGAGAGAUGAGACCGUACACCAAGCUGUUGCUGGCGUUGGCGCUGGGCGUCGUGGUGGCGGCGUGCGUGGUGUCGGCGGCCAAAGGCGACGGCGACGACGAGAACGCGUCCGGCAACGCGGGCCACGAGGGCCACAGGGGCAGGCACGAGGGUGGAGGUCACCAGCACCACGGCGAGGGCCGCAACUGCAGCCACUCGCACGGCGGGGAAGGCGGCGCCGACCACGGGGGGCGGCCCGGCGCCAGGGGCCACCGCCACCACCACCACCACCACGGCCACCGCAGCCAGCAGGGCGAGCACAGCCACGAGGGCAGCCACGAGAGCCAGGAGAGCCACGAGGGCAGCCACGGCGGCCGCGGAGGACACCAGCACGGCCAGGGCGGCCAGGGCGGCCAGCAGGGGGGGCAGGACGGCUCCCACGCCGGGGAGAACCGCGAGAACUAUUAGACGACGGAUAACGCCGGCUUCAUUGAAGACACGACCAUAUCUAGAGGUCUGCUGUACAUAGAUACAAACUGUUGACGUCAACUGCAACCUAAUAAAAUUACACGUUGUUAGUA